AUGGCGGUUCCCGCCAGUUCUGAGGCCUUGCAGUGCUUUGACUUGACAACUUCCGGUUUGCCAGUGUUGUGGGGUUCAGAGAAACUUCAGGUCGUUGCGGAGAGAGUAACCGUCGACCUGAGUUCGACUGCAAGUGCGAGCGACUCUCGUCUAGAGGGCACCACCGUGUACGUCACUUCGCAGCGACUGCUCUUGAAACCGCAGCAUCAACAGCAGCUAUUUGGUACGGAUCUCUCAGAUGUAACCUUCAUAAAAGCAAGCAAGUCGGGUAGUUUUCUGCUCUGUGGAGCCUGUGGGAGAACGAGUUCCGCGCUUGUUCGGGUUGGAAAGGGAACACUGCUACGCUUUCACUGGGCAGCAGACCCCAGCAGCGUGGCGAGCUUUCUCAACAACCUGCGUAGCGCUGUCGAGCUGCAUAAGAACGCGAAACUUAGACAACAAGGCACUUUGCGUUGCAAAGAUAUUGCUGGAAAUGACUUCGAAGCUCGCCCUGCAGGUGUAGCCGGCGUUCGGGCAGCGGAACAGCGCCUAAGAGACGAGCGUAAGCAGCUUCUCAACAGGGCGUUUACCGAUAUGAACCACCUUAGUGUCGAUGCCGAGAACUUGCGCGCGAUGAGUGAGGCGCUGGUUCGCGAAAGCCAGAGAAUGAGACACGAAGCAUUGAGUCAGGACCCGGAAGCGCUGCUCUCCGUGAUGCUCCGUGACAUGAUGCGUUUCGCCGAGGAUCGUGUUCGUAUUGCUGCUGAACCGUCGGAACGCUCGAAGAGUUCAGAGUAUUGUUCACACCUGGCGAGGGAUCUUUACGAUUUUUUGGAGCCGAUUGUUGCGAAGAACGGUGGGCUUCUGCAUAUUUUCGACGCAUAUGUUCUUUACAACAGCACCCGACCAGUCACAGAUAUUGUUCCAGCGGAUGAUCUAUGCGAUGCCUGUGCACAGUGGCCCAUUCUUGGUCUCCGCCUUCGACUUGAAAUGAUGGAAUCUCAGCUCGUCAUCCGUACGACAGAAACGGUACCUGUUUCACAAAGAUUACUCGAACGAAUCAAGGAAGUUGGGUUUAUGACCUCACUGCAGGUUGCAGAUCAGUUCCAUAUACCUGUGCAAGUGGCAGCGUGGCAAUUAGAGUCCGCAGAACGCGAAGGUUUUCUCUGUCGUGAUGAAGAGGAAACCGGCUGCGUGCGGUAUUUCCUGAAUGAAUUCGAUGCAAUCUAUGCCGCGGAAAUUGGUCGCGAGACGCCAGCAACCGGUACGGCUGGUAACGAAUUGUUGCCUACGCCUCAGACAAGCGCAAAUGAGCACAUUCUAGAAACCGCUCGUGCUUUUACGCCACCUAUUUUUCCAAAUACAGCAAACAUCAAAUCAGAUGCCAUGAGUGUUGAGACGCUUCGUCGGAGACGAAGCGCUCAACCGGACCAAGACACCCCAAAGAGUCUUUCUGAGUGGGACGCGACUCCCCAAUAG
Cyanidioschyzon merolae strain 10D is the source of this 1458-nucleotide messenger RNA. RefSeq lists its product as hypothetical. Gene Ontology annotation, cellular component: late endosome membrane; ESCRT II complex. Gene Ontology annotation, biological process: protein transport to vacuole involved in ubiquitin-dependent protein catabolic process via the multivesicular body sorting pathway. The transcript has a single exon. The record is from RefSeq and is a predicted model, not a curated record. The coding region runs from base 1 to 1458 and encodes 485 amino acids. Lineage: Eukaryota; Rhodophyta; Bangiophyceae; Cyanidiales; Cyanidiaceae. Gene Ontology annotation, molecular function: ubiquitin binding.